Messenger RNA from Pelobates fuscus (common spadefoot toad), 2758 nucleotides. RefSeq names its product serine protease 53-like. Gene Ontology annotation, biological process: proteolysis. The record is from RefSeq and is a predicted model, not a curated record. Lineage: Eukaryota; Metazoa; Chordata; Amphibia; Anura; Pelobatidae. Gene Ontology annotation, molecular function: serine-type endopeptidase activity. The coding region runs from base 1 to 2577 and encodes 858 amino acids. The transcript has 13 exons.
AUGGCAGGGAACGAGCCUGCUGUUAUUGAGUCACUAGAUUUAAUAGCAGGGUCACCACUCAGAGUUUUCUAUUAUCUUUCAGUUUGUGGCAAGCAGGCUGUGCAGGAGCAUAUUUAUGGAGGAGCCAAUGCUAUGCCCGGAGAGUGGCCUUGGCAUGCAAGUCUGAGCUACCUGGGCAAGCCGUUCUGUGGGGGCAGUCUCAUAUCUGACAGCUGGGUCAUCACCGCUGCUCACUGCUUUGAUGGAAACUCGACCUCGAAGGAUCCAAAGUCAUGGACUGUGCAGCUGGGCUUCACCAAAUUUGGGGACGUGACAGAGAACUCGGCUGUCAAUGUGACAAUACUGAAGAUAGUGAUCCCUGAAAACUACACAAACUUUGUGGUGGGAACGGAUAUGGCUUUGGUGAAGCUGUCUCACCCAGUGGCAUUUACACAACUUAUUUCCCCUGUCUGCCUCCCAGAAAAGACUCACAGAUUCCGUUUACGUAGUACGUGCUAUGCCACCGGCCUCAUGAAUGUAUCUGAAGAGGAUAAGAGUGCAGAAAAAGAUGUACCAGAAAAAGUGCCGCUGGACAGCACAAGGGCUCUGCACAAAUUGACUAUAAUCCUGGUCGGCUGGAGAACCUGUAACUGUAUCUACAACUCUUACAUGAAGCCAGAGCUGUUAAACCCCACAAAGCCAGGCAUGAUGUGUGCAGUAGAACAUGAUGAGCAAACAGGGCCAAGGCUCGGCGACUCUGGGGGUCCGAUAGUCUGUAAUGAGGAUGGCAUCUGGUUCCUUGCGGGUAUCAUCAGUUUCUCUGCAGAGUUCAAACUACAUGAUACUCCCACCAUUGUCACUGCCGUGUCUUUCUAUCAAGAAUGGAUCCAAAACAAUGUGGACACUGAUGCUUCCUUUGCCCCCCAAAACAUCACAGUGACCGAUGAUGUAGACACUGAUAACUGCAGUGACCUCCUGAGCACCAAGAACCCAGGCUGUGGGAGAAUCCUCCAAAUAAAGGCUCGUGGUUCUAAUGACGCAGGUGCGUGGCCUUGGCAGGUUGACCUGGUGAACAAUGGGCUCCAUGCGUGUGGAGGUGCCUUGAUAUCUGACUCCUGGGUGAUAACAGCUGCUCACUGCUUUACUGGACCUCUCUCAUCAGACUCCCCACAUGGCUGGACUGUGAUAGUGGCCCCUGGGUCGCCAGCCAUGCGUGAGAUCUCUGUCCAGAGCAUAAGCAUGCAUGGAGCAUUUAUAUCACCAGAGGACGGGAGAGAUGUUGCCCUACUUCAGCUUGCCCAACCAGUUAAUUUUGGGCCAUACAUUCAGGCAGUCUGCCUCCCUCAAGCUUCCAACCACAUAAAGUAUGGAUCUUCAUGCUGGCACACUGGGUGGGACAGACCCACCGUUGAUGGAAAGACUGGGCCACCGAGGGCUGUGGCGAUGGAGCUGAUUGAUCCUAGCCAGUGUAACUGUAUCUACAGCCACCCAAGCUCAGCCAAUCACAGCAUGUCUAUACUACCUGGCAUGAUAUGUGCCUCCAACAAGGAGAAAGAGGAAAACCAAUGCCUGAGCGACUCUGGUGGACCCCUUGUUUGUCAAGAGGAUGAAGUAUUUGUUCUUGUUGGGCUGCAAAGCUUUGGUGGGAAGUGUCAGCAAAGGAUGGAAGGGGACACCAUCCUUCCUGGAGUGUUCACUCAGCUUAUCACCUACGAGGAUUGGAUGUACCAUGUGACAAAUGACAAUUCUUUAAAUCUACAGCCAAUGACCACCUACGGGGAGGUGGACAAUGAGAGAUGCCCCAUAAAUCUUUCAAGAGGUUGUGGGUACACAAUCUCGUCCCCCGGUUCUGUUCCUAAUAACAAUGCGACAGAAGGUUCUUGGCCAUGGCUAGUGAGUAUUCAGAGAUAUCAGCGGCAUGCCUGUUCUGGUGCUGUUAUUGCUCAGACUUGGGUCCUCACCUCAGCUCACUGCAUGUUCAGUUAUAAACUUGAUUUAAAUGAUGAUUACACCGUUAUCCUGGGGAGGCAAAGUCAGAAUGGCCCAAACCAUCAUGAAGUAACACGCAAAGUCCGACGGGUAGUUAUCCACCCAGAGUACAACCAAACCUCAGGAAAAAAUGACCUGGCACUGAUAGAGGUCUACUAUGAUGUCACCUUUAGUGAUUACAUCCAACCCAUCUGCCUUCCGCCUGAAGACAUUAAACCGCCAAGCACCGGCUGCUGGGUCACUGGAUGGGAAAUCUGGAACCCACCAGAAAACAAACCUGCAUCUCCUUUAAUUCAGGAAUUAGAAGUGUCUCUGCUGGUCAAUGAGAAAUGUGGAGAUCAGGGGAACAAAUCUGGACCAAACCAAGAUACCCAGCUAUGUGCAGCGAAGAUAAAUGAAAAGGACUUUACUUGUCUGAAGGAAUCCAGUGCACCCCUGGUGUGCCAGCUUCAUCCUGGAGGACCAUGGUUCUUGUUUGGCAUUGGCAUCUCGCUCAUAAAAUCUAGGGGUUAUGAGUGUCCUGCAAAAUAUACUCCAAUGCCCUCCAAGUUGUCUUGGGUCAGGGAGGUCGUACCACACACAGAGUUUGACUUAGUCAAGUUGACUUAGUCAAUGGCUCACAAGUGCAAAACACUGGCAUUACUUCCCAUGGCACCAAAUGGCAAAAUCUGACAACACUUGAAUGUGAAUGCCAUUCAAACUCCUCAGGAUGUGAGCACCAGCAACCCACCGAAUGCCAAUGCGUCAGCAAAGCACAACAAGAAAGCGCUACAACACAGAACCGGAUACA